This is a messenger RNA of Cucurbita maxima (winter squash), 1201 nucleotides long. RefSeq names its product ethylene-responsive transcription factor CRF1-like. Gene Ontology annotation, biological process: regulation of DNA-templated transcription. Lineage: Eukaryota; Viridiplantae; Streptophyta; Magnoliopsida; Cucurbitales; Cucurbitaceae. The transcript has a single exon. The record is from RefSeq and is a predicted model, not a curated record. The coding region runs from base 306 to 1109 and encodes 267 amino acids. Gene Ontology annotation, molecular function: DNA-binding transcription factor activity; DNA binding.
UUUCUUCAAUUUCUCUCCACUGUUCUUCACUUUGGUUAUGAAAUUUCGAUGAACAAAAUGAGUACAACAAAUCCCACCUCUCAAAAUCUCAUCUUUCUUUUCAAUCUCUGACCUUUCUUCUUCUAUGCCACUUCUCUCUCUCUCUCUACUGUAAUUUUUUCUUUCCAUGCCAGAACCUUUUCUUCUUCUUCUUCUUCUUCUUCUUCUUCUUCUUAUCUUUUUAGCCACUUUUUAAUUCUCUUUACUCUCUCUCUCUCUUUUUUCAGUCGGUUUCUCUCUCUAGAACAAAUUUCGGAGAUUCCGCCAUGGAAGCUCCGACCAUUCUUCGGAAACCUGGAAACUUCGCCAGCCGGACGAACGUCGGUUCGAGAAUUGUUCGGAUUUCAAUGACUGACCCGGACGCUACGGACUCGUCAUCCAGUGACGAAGAUGCGGUGAAUUUCACGCGCCGCCGUGUGAAGCGGUAUGUUGGCGAGAUCACCAUCGGCACGGCGGCGGACGAUGGUGGCCGGAAGAAGAAAAGGAAAAAGAAGAAGCAGGCGGGUAACGUGAGGAAGUUUCGCGGCGUCCGGCGGCGGCCGUGGGGAAAAUGGGCGGCCGAGAUUCGGGACUCUGACCGCCGUGUACGGAUGUGGUUAGGGACUUACGACACAGCAGAGGAGGCCGCUAUAGCGUACGACAGCGCUGCCGUGAAGCUCCGAGGACCAACAGCUUUAACCAACUUUCCCACUCCGCCGCCGCCGCCGCCGCCAUUUUCUUGCGACGACCCAUCGUCUUCGACAAAUCUCUCUUCUCCGACAUCGGUCCUCCAUUACAGAACCCACCUCGUCGAAUGCUUGCCGUCGGACCGGGGCACCGUAAACGGCGCCGCCGCCGACGUAUCUCCGGUAGUAGAUUUUCUCUUCUCCGACGACAUAUUCAAAUCGAUUAUUUUGGAACCGCCUUUUUUUCUCGAGUACCAAGCAAAUCCCAUACCGGAAACUCCAUGGGCCGGCGGCGGAGGCGGCUCGGGGGAAACGGUGGCAGCGGCGGAGUGCAAUAAAAAAGUAGAAGAAGAAGAUUAUUUUGAAGAAAUUUUGAUGGGGUCGGAUCCUUUGGUGGUCCUAUGAGGAAUUCGCUGCAGAGUCAUCGGGUAAUGUGAUGCCGCCAGCCUGCCGAUUUUCUGGCAGAUUUUCUUCCGGCCGCCGCAAUAGAAUCUAUC